Messenger RNA from Salvelinus sp. IW2-2015, 5450 nucleotides. It is a transcript of the gene hoxd10a, whose product is annotated as homeobox D10a. Gene Ontology annotation, molecular function: RNA polymerase II cis-regulatory region sequence-specific DNA binding; DNA-binding transcription factor activity, RNA polymerase II-specific. Gene Ontology annotation, cellular component: nucleus. Gene Ontology annotation, biological process: regulation of transcription by RNA polymerase II. The record is from RefSeq and is a predicted model, not a curated record. Lineage: Eukaryota; Metazoa; Chordata; Actinopteri; Salmoniformes; Salmonidae.
AUAAUUUCAUACAAUUCAACAAGGUUUUUAAUACUCCACUAUAGAGAUGCUCUUGUCAAAGCAAUCUGAUAUAUUUGUAAAGGACCAAUUGCACUGGCACUAGUAGUUAUAUCAGUAGGCCACAGGACUAUACAGCGAAUUUCCUGUUAUUGUAGCCAAGCAGUAGUGUCUCUUACUUGCUUCAACUUCAAAGUUUAGACUAGACCUUUUAUUCCCUUUAUUUUGUCUUACACUUAGGCGGUUUUCUAAACCUUGAACCGUCUAGACAGUAUACUAAAAACUAGCUGUAAAUGUCUAAAUUGGGGGCUAUUGGACCCUCUGGCCACUCCAAAUGCGGCCCUACCCCAAAAUAGUCGAGAAGAAUGCAGUAGGCUACUGUUUACUUGUCAGGCUAUUGAGUUUAAAGGAACGCAAAAUGUACACGACCAAAAUGAUCUAUUACGUUAUAUAAGUCUUUAUAGUAUAUAUUUUUCAUAUUUAACUUCAAUUGGCAAGACCAUGAAAGCGAAGAAAACCCAUACCUAACAAGGCCUAUGAUUUGAUUUGGCAGCUUUAAAAAAAAAAGUGGUGUAUUUAUUAUAAUUGUUUUAAUUAUUUGUAUCAAAUAGCCUAUUGUUAAUUGAAUUAAUAAAUGUUCUUUCCUGCCUUUGAAUUUCCCGUAUAACGUCAAUGUCGUCCCCUAUCACUUUUUUUUUAAAUAACUAGGCUAUAGGCGCCUUUGGGCUGAUGUCUUGAGAAACGACGCCUUCUGAAUGAUAUCUGCAUUGCAGUAGGAUUCCAAUAUGGCUGCGAAGCAGUGAGUUUUCCUUUAUGAAAAGUAAGCAGAUACAGGGAUACAGUUUCUUGUUUGAAGUUGAUAACUGUCUUCUACAUACUAACCAAUUAAGAUGUUGCAUUACAUUUAGCCUUUAUGCAAUAUUCAUGAAAUCAUCCGCAAUCUUCUGAUGUGGUAGCAUUACGCACGACUUCAACAGUCUUACAAGAGUAUAAUAUAGUUUAGCUUAAGUAACAACACUGAAACCAAAAAUAUGUGUCAUAAUCAAGGGUUUAAUUCGAAUCCACGGAUAGGUCCCUCGUGUGUUAGAAUUUAACAAAGUAAGGCAGUGCACUGCAGUAUACUAAAAGUGAACCAGUCGACCAGUGUGUCAUCCUAAAUAAGCCUAAAUAUUUCUGUGACCAAUGCUUUUUCACUUUUAGCAUCGCGCAAUGAUUUUCUUUUCGAUGAAGAAUGUAGGCCUAUGUGGUCUAAUAGGCAUGCCAUGUUGGACAUGUUAGUGUAUCUGAUCAUUCGAAUUGUGUUCCUAGCUGUAGGAAAUAAGUCACAAACACACACAUAUCAGUCAGUCUUUUGAUUGAACAUUUUUAUUGGGUUUUUGGUUCAAUAAAUAGGCCUAGUUGGGAAAAAACAUUGUGCAGACAUGGUGAAUGCUCGUUCCUAUUCUAACCACACGAGGGCAGACGUGUAGCAAGUUUCGGUCUGAGUUUGUUCAUGAAAACACACAUAGGUUGAAUUACAGCUGUGGUCUGGAAUAUUAUUGAAAGGCUUGUAAAUGUUCUUGUUUGUGGUUUGGUGAUAGAACAUAGCAUAUGUUCGGUGAUCUGGCUGUCUUUUUUGACUUGGCUUCCUUCUGGUAAACGUAGCUUCAUUUAAAAAAAUUAAAAACACAAUAGCCCAAGCAGACUUUGUUUCGUUCAUGCAUUCCAUGCAUUGCAAUCAAAGGGGCACCAUCACUGUUCCUAACGCCACCAUUUUAAAGUGGAUUAAACAGUAGCCUUAACUAUGUGGAUUUGUAUAUCAUAGGCCUAUAGAAGACACCAAGUCCAACUUAACCCUGGCAUAUAUUGGACAUGACUUGAAAUGUUGCUGGGUUAAACUUGGUUUCCAUUCCAAAUAACCCUAAAGUAAUUAAAUACUUGUUAAAUGAUGGAAUAAGGCACAUGACCUAUCUGGAUUCCUCAAUCAACCCUGGUUAGACUGAAAUUAUCGUGUGCAUUAUCGAUGCAUUAAACUAUUUUGAUUUGGACGGCCGUUAAGCCUUAUCUAGUAAAUAUGUUGUCUAAUCAUUUCAACCGAUGUUACCUGAUAGGGUAAAAGGAUGAUUUAAAAUGGGAUGUGUAAACCUAAGAUGUUGAAUAGACCAUGGGUUUUUAUAUUUUACUGAAUUAUUUGCUGAAUUAUUAAAGGCCCUAUAAUCACGGUCAGAACACCUGGAUGGUUUUGAUGUUGUAUUCCUGGAGGUAAAAACAACACAUGGCACACUGGUGAAUUCGUAACGUGUCCUAAAACGUGAUUUUUUCCUUUUCUACGUUUAAUAGAAGCAUAUUGUAUGUCUGCAUUUUUUUGCGUAAUUGACCAUUUGGCAUGUAUAUCCGUAUAGGACAUUUAUAACUUCAGAAAUAUUUUGGAGAGCAAAUUCUGUUUUUAGGCUAUUGUUCAUUUAGACAUAUAUUGAAGCAGCCUAUAUAUCGCACUUCUAAUUAAUUCCUUAUAUUGACAUCUUUCUCACUCUUCUUUCGAUCGAGCUUAUAUGUUAGAUUUCUCAAACGUGUUUCUGAGGCAUCUUCAUAUUAGGGUUGACCUGAAGCAUUGUUUUGGCCUACAACCUUGAAGGUUAAGCUUCAGACGUAGGGCUAUGCUAGUGUUGGACGUCCUUGGAUGUGCACUCGCGCUCUCAUUGUUGAAAUCAUGUUUAAAAAACAAUGCUCCCCUUACGCGUGCAUGUAUUUGGGUUCUUUUACAGGCAUGUUAGGGUAUCAUAGGUUCAUUUACAAAGAUCGAUGCUUAAAUUUAAAGAAACAUCAUGAAACAAAUGUACAUAGGCCACAUAUAAAUAUAUAGCCUAUUAGAUAUAAUCUAUAGGCUGAUAUUUUCCUCCCAUAUUUAUUUUCUUUAGUAAAUCUACGUGCACAAACUUGGCUCAUUGAGGUAGGCCUAUUCAGCGUGUCAUUAAUGGCAUCCUCUAAAUACAAUUAGUAGUAUUAUUCAGCAAAUAAUCGGUUUAUGUAUACUUGUUGAUUUGUUCAUUCAUUGCUAUUUCUCUGGGUAAAAAAUCCACAUCAUCUACCUAUUUCAAAACGUGGACCUGCUAAACCGAUGUGAGAUGAUGAAUUGAGAAUAGGUGUAUGUUUAGCGCUGUAGUGGAUUGUUAUUAAAACGCAUUAGUUUCCUAUUCCGUCAUAUAGGUCACAAAGAAACUAAGUGCGCCAUACCCAGAGCAGGCAUUCAAAGGCUAUUACAAUUGUUCUGAAAAAAUUAGAACCGGGUAAUCGAUAUCACCUCUGUGUAGGCUUUCCUUGUAUUUUCAUUUUUAAAGAAUAACAUCCUACUUAAACCAGACGCUGUUUAAUUAAGAAUCCAAUGACAACAAAAAAAAUAUAGGCCUAUAAUAGCCAUAUUUGCUUUUAAUUUUGGUUGUAAUUGUUUAAUUACCUCCUGUAAAUUGAUUUUUCUUUUCAGUUAGGAUUAGAUUACGAUCACUACACCGUCAUUAUUUUAGUUAAUGUCAAAGCAUUGGCUUUAGUAGUUCUAUAGCCUAUAAAAGUGAGUAGAUUACCUAUUGGUCGUGAACUUAAAUUGUGUUAAAGGUGUUCAAAGUGGUCAAGGUAUGGGCAUUGGAGCUUGAUGCAACUGUACAUUAUUUUCAGGUUAAGACCAUGCACAUCAGCUUUGAUUUUGUUUCAUGCCAAGCAAAGAGAACAGGCUAAAUAUUCAAGAUGUCCUUUGUCAGUCUUGGAAUCAAUUUCAAGUCCGUGUUCUAGGUGUCGCUGUUGACCACGUCUGCCUCCCAGUCAUGAGUCAAUUCGUCCAUGUGAUGGGAAAAGAGGCUGCGUCUCAAGGCCAUUUUCAAAUUUCAUUGGUGAGCUUGUCAUGUGGUAGAGAGGCAUCCUGAGCAACACGGAGAUUGUUGUGCUAGAUAUGUCAGCCUACAAAGAACAUCUCUCUCCUUUUUAAAACUUCUCCAAAAAUGUCCUUUCCCAACAGCUCUCCUGCUGCAAAUACGUUUUUAGUUGAUUCGUUGAUUGGCGCUUGCAGAACAGACAGCUUUUACUCCAGCAGCAACAUGUACAUGCCGUCCGGUGCAGAAAUGGGAACUUAUGGAAUGCAAACCUGUGGACUCCUGCCGUCUCUCGGUAAACGAGGGGACGUCAACCACCAAAAUAUGGGCAUGAAUGUCCACUCUUACAUACCUCAAAUUGAUAACUGGACAGAUCCGAAUAGAUCUUGCAGAAUAGAGCAACCAUCCAACCAGAUGCCCAAUUGCACAUUUUCACAAAACAUUAAGGAGGAGAGUAAUUACUGCAUGUAUUCAGACAAGAUAGCAAAGGUCAACUCGUCCGAUGUCCCUGUAUAUUCUAAUAUAAUCCCCGAAUCGUGUUCAGUUGAUGGCCCCGAGAUCCCUGUUCCGGGCUAUUUCAGACUGAGCCAAACUUACGCGAGUGGGAAACACCAGGACUAUGGCCACGAGAUGACGAGUCCAAACACCACAUUGAUGCAGCUCAACAGAAUUACUCCCAAACCGCAGUUGUCUUCCUUUGUCGAAGUGGAAAAGAAAACGGCUGAUAUACCGCAUAACCGGGAGAUCAGCAGGACACCCAUCCCCGCGGAAAGCCCGGAUCCAAAGUCGAGCGCGCAGGAGGAGAAGAAUUGCUCCACUGAAGCUUCAGUCUCCAGCCCAGAGUUGCCAAAGAAGGAAGCGAAAGACAGCAAAACUGACCCUCCAACGAGCAAUUGGUUGACUGCAAAAAGUGGAAGGAAGAAAAGAUGCCCCUACACAAAGCACCAGACGCUGGAAUUGGAAAAGGAGUUUUUAUUCAACAUGUACCUGACUCGAGAGCGCCGUCUAGAGAUCAGUAAAGGCGUCAACCUCACCGACAGGCAAGUCAAGAUCUGGUUUCAAAACCGCAGGAUGAAGCUCAAGAAAAUGAGCAGGGAAAACCGAAUUCGGGAACUUACCUCAAAUCUCACCUUUUCGUGAGCAUGCUUACAUGCUUGUUUUAUUGUCCCUUUCCUCUCUCUUCAAAGUAGUGCUGUGGCAGCAUUGGACUUGUUUUUGUUUUUUUUCACUGAAACUGUGACUGUAAUUGCUAUUUUUGUCUCAUUUACAUUGUGACGCAUUGUGUAUUUUGAAUGUUUCAUCACAGGGUACAGGAGGCUAGAUCUUAAAUUAUUAAAAUAUAGUAGGUAUUCAUUACUGGACUGUUUGGUUUGAUUGAGUCUAAGGAAGUCACGGUGAAUUGUUUGUAAGAUCUUUUUUUUCGGACAUGAAAGCACAUUAAUAGUGGUUGAAUAGUUAAACAUUCGUUUAAGAGUUAAGCGCAAACCGUCAGCUGAAUCGUAAGUAAUCUUAUUAACGUUUCUGUAUUAUAAAUGUGGUGAGCAAUGUAAAUGGGUGUACAUCUUAUGCAUGUUUGUGGCAUGUAUCCUGCAAUAAAUUGAUUGUCAAAUGUCA